CAACAAUGGAGGCGAGCAUGAAGCCCGUGGGUGUAUGACAGCAUGUCAACGGCAAAUCAAGCGCAAAUCCCCCAAAAUCAUAAUGCACGCUUUCUGAACGGACAAUUAACUGUUCCACGUGUGAAAUCGACAAAAUGGCUUCGUGGUCGGAGAAAAUGCUACAACUCCUGCGUCGAAUGAAUAACUUUCAUUUACCAGGUUCUAGUUUAGAGAGCUGUCUACGUUUUGAGGUGGCUGGAGAACAGGUUGGAUGGAUUUACCCAAAAGUAGCAUCAAUUCUUGGUCGUUUUCCUGCUGUCUUCAGACCAUACGGGAGCACUAUAACCUUCAGCUCCGGUCUUGACACUUUUGAGAGCAGAUCAGUGGCUGUGGAUGAGGUCUUGCAGGAGCUGAGGAGAGAGGCAACAUUCACCUGUCUCAUAGGCUGGAGAGAUGAGCAAUAUGCUGUGAUGCCCAGGUAUUGCGACCCUCCGCUGAUGUAUAUGGAGAGAGCAGCUACAAGUCUGUUUGGAGUGAAACGGUACGGCGUCCAUGUCAAUGGCUACACUCGGGAUUCAAGUGGCAACCUUAAUAUGUGGCUGGCACGACGAUCUCUGACCAAACAGACAUAUCCAGGAAGACUUGACAACAUGGCGGCUGGAGGACUGGCAGCAGGCUGUAGUGUAAGGCAUACCAUGGUAAAAGAGUGUGAAGAGGAGGCCUGCAUCCCUCAGGGCCUGGCAGAGCAAGCGCGUCCUGUGGGAACUGUGAGCUACACCUACGAAGAUGACGAAGGAAUAUUUCCUGAGUGUCAGUUUGUCUUUGAUUUAGAGCUGCCUCUCAAUUUUCAGCCUCACAUUGGAGACGGAGAAGUGCAAGCGUUUUACUACUAUCCAAUAGAGAAGGUGAAAGAUCUCUUGGUCAGUGAGGAGUUUAAGCCAAACUGUGCCAUGGUGGUUCUGGACUUCCUCAUCAGACAUGCCAUCAUUGAGCCAGACUCAGAGCACUAUUAUCACGAAUUUGUGGCUGGAUUGCACAGAUCACUGUAAAAACUGACUGACGGUGUUAAGACUUGUGUCAGCCUGCAACAGUUUGGUAUUUUAGUUAUCUACCUCCGCUUUUAAAGGUUAAGUUCACCCAAAAAUGAAAAUUAGGCUGUGUUUUACUCACCCCUGAGGCAUCCUAGG
This is a messenger RNA of Sinocyclocheilus rhinocerous, 1166 nucleotides long. Its product is annotated as nudix hydrolase 24, chloroplastic-like. Lineage: Eukaryota; Metazoa; Chordata; Actinopteri; Cypriniformes; Cyprinidae. Bases 135 to 1028 code for a protein of 297 amino acids. The record is from RefSeq and is a predicted model, not a curated record. The transcript has 8 exons. Gene Ontology annotation, molecular function: 8-oxo-dGDP phosphatase activity.